Molecule: messenger RNA, 8557 nt
Organism: Astrephomene gubernaculifera
Lineage: Eukaryota; Viridiplantae; Chlorophyta; Chlorophyceae; Chlamydomonadales; Astrephomenaceae
Source: the annotation of a GenBank genome assembly
GUUCAUUAAUCAUACAUGCUAUGCCAUCGCUGCUUAAUGUGGAUAACCCUGCCAGUGAUAUAAGUCGUAACUUGGAGUCGGAAGUUAGCCAUGCAACCGAGGUAUAAUUUAUACGCCGGUCGCCGGUAUGGUGGAUAGAGUACCCAGCCGAUAUUGCUAGAGAGUGAAGGGCUUGCAGAUGUCGACGACUGGUGCAUCGCCUUUGGAGGACUCGGCUGCCGAUGUGGACGUCGGCGCCUUACUUCGCCUGAGGCCUGCCCUUCGAACUACGCCAGAGAUAAACUCUAUCAGGACAGCCUUAAAGAAAAUCGCAUUCUUCGCUGACUGGGACGAAGAUGCGCUUCACCAGAUAUGCGGCGUUCUAGGCUGCGAGAGCUUUAACCCAGGAGAUGUCAUUUCAGAGGUCGGGGAGCCAGCAAGCAGCAUUUACAUUGCGCUAUCCGGCAGCGCUGACCUCUCCGUGCCGCACCCAACUGACCCACGGGUCCAGCCCGAGGUCCGCGUCCUGCACCCCGGCAGCGUCUGCGGCCUGGAGGCCAUUCUUUCCGGCGACCGAAGAGUCCGCGAGGUGGUUACCGCGGGCCCGGCAGGCCUGCUGGUCGCUACCCUGAGCUCCAGCGCCUGGUCGGAUGUCUGCGCACGUGCGGCCGCAUCCGCCGGCAGCACCCAUAACACCAGCACCCACAACUCCAGCACCCAUCCCGGCUGGGUUGCCACACGCUCCGCGCUGCUUUGCUCCUGCAUUCAGCAACUGGCGCUGGAGUCUCCUACGCACGCGGCUCACCCGCACCACCACCACCACCACCGCCACGGUCACCACCACCACGGACAUCACCGGCACGGCCACCACCACGGCCACCACGGGCACCACCACCCGCAGGACCUUCAGCACCAGGAAAGCCACCACCAGUCAGCACCUCAACAGCUCCUGCAGCACCCCCAUGCGAAUCACCUCAGUGACAGCAGCCACAACCUCAGCCUCGGUACUCAGGAGCACCAGUCCUUGCACCCCGCGCAGCAUCUGGGUCGGGAGCUCAGCCUGCUCAGCAGCGUGAGCAGCGUACAGAGCCCCGCGCUCUCCGCGUUUCCCUCGUUCAACUACUCGGGCGCGGCACAGCAACAGCCGAUGGCGGCUCAGAGCUCGCCGCAGGUGCCGGUGCUCGGGAACGGCGUGCCGGCGCAGCAGCAACAGGCGCCGGGGUUGCUUUCCGCGCCGCAAGUCGCUGUGCCGGGCUUGUUGCAGCCUAACCCGCUGGCGCCGCAGCUAGCAGCGCCACCACAGCAACAGCAACAGCAGCAACAGCAGCAACAGAACCCACUGAACGGGCUGCCACCACCCAAUCCCCAGAGCUCUGCACAGCUCCACCCACAGCAGCAUCAGCAUGGGCAACAGCACCCGCAUGCUUCAAGCUCUGACCACCAUUUAAACGCCUCCCCCAGCCUGCAUCUGCACCCACUCCACCCACUCCACCCUCACCACCCCCAUCACCACCACCACCGCCACCACACUAGGAAGGAAACCAUACACGAGACAGCCGCCACUGCUGCUGCCGCUGCAGCUGCUGCGGUGGCUGCAGGACACCCUGUGACCACCGUCACAGUGGUAGGCAAGCCGGGCGUUGGCGAGACGCUAACAGAGGCACUGCGGCUCGACCGACUGGCAACCCUGCUGGCGACACUGCAGAGCUCCAUGGCAGCCAUGCCCCACCUGAUGCUGCGGGAGGCCGCCAGGGGCUGCUUCGUGCGCGCCGUACGACCGCACGCGGUGACGUACCACGUGGGGGGCAGCGCGCGCUCGCAGGCGGUGCUGCUGGCGGGGGAGCUGCAGGUUCGCACCCACCGGCGCCAUCACCACGGUCCCGUCGUACACCACAGCGGCAGCGGCACCCCGGGCUCUCCGUCCCACCCGCACCAGCAUCCGGAUCAGCACCCUCACUCGCACCUGCACUCCCCCUCCCACCCCCACGACAACAACCACCACCACCAGCACCAGCAGCACCCGCACCACCCGCACCACCACCUGCACUCCCCCUUACAUCACAACCACCAUUUCCACCGGCAUUUGUCCCACAGCCACUCCCUACACCACCAUCACAGCCUGCGCCACCUGCCCAGCAGCCACUUGGGUCACCAUGCCGUGUCCCUGGGUUGGGAGCAAGGGGGAAGCGAAUCCGAGGAGGAGGAUGGACUAUCGGAGCAUCGCAGCUGGGAGAACGGCUCAGACUAUAUGCUUGAUACGUGGGAGGAGGAUUUGAUGGCUGCGGUUACAGAGGGAGGCAAAAGCGCCACAGAUGCGAUACUGCACAACUGUGUACAGCAUAAGGAGGCAAGCGGUGGCGCUGUUAACCCGCAGCAAAAGGACACUUCAGAGGCUGCUACAGCUGCAGCUGCAGCUGCCUCCCCAACGGAACAUCAGCAGGGCCCGCAAGCAGCUGGAUCCUUGAAGCCCGGUGAACAUGCAGAUGCAAUCGAGGAGCACCUAUUGGAGCGGUUCGGGCCUGUUGUGGCGGCUGCGACCUGCGGCGCGGUGCUCGGGGAAAUGCCCCUGGCGUCCAUCACGGGGGACCGCUCGCAUGCGCGCCGACACAAGCAACGAACCUCCCUCACAGCAGGCACCUCACCCGCUACAGUCCUCGUCAUCCCGCUCGCCUCCCUGCGUCACGGCUACGACGCCGCUCUGUCCGCCCUGGUAGCCGCCCGCACCUCCGCGCUGCUGACCGGCGUGGAGGCACUGCGGGGGCUGCGGGGCCUGGGGCUCGGCGGGAGCGAGCUGGCGACACUGGCACUGGGUGCGCAGCCGCUGUGGCUGGCGUCCGGGGCGGUGGUGGCGCGGCAGGGGGCGCCCGUGGAUGCGUUGUACCUGGUGCAGGAGGGCGAGAUGCGGCUGCUGCAUGACCCCGACAGCGCCGCGCAGCAGCAGCACCUGCAGGAGGACAGGUCCCACCUGGCGGCGUCGGCAUGGGGCUCCUUCGCGACCGCUGGGACCUCCGCUGGGGGAGCAGCGGCGGGGGCGGCCUCCGCCGCUGCGACGUCAACGUCUGGUACGGCAGCCUCGGCUUCGGGUGGCGCGGGAGGUGCUGCGGGAGGACAAGGGGGUGCGUCAGCCGCGGCUGGCGGCUCGGCGGCCGCUGCUGCCGCGGCAGCAGUGGCUGCCUCGCAUGCGCCUGCGGCGCUGGCGGCGAUCCUUGCGGACCCGGUGCUCGGCAGCGAGCUGGGCGCGCCGGCGGGGCGGCAGGGGCCCAGCGGCGCGGCGGCGGCGGCGGUGUCGGCGGCGGUGUCGGCUGUGACGGCAGUGGCUGCGGCUGGCGGGGCGUCGACGGCGCAGGUCCAGCGAUCGCUUGCGCACCUGACUCCGCUCAUGUCGGUGGGGGCUGGCGGCAUGCUGGGGGAGAGCGUGCUGGGGCUGGUGCCACUGGCACGCGAGCAACCAGCCCCGGCCGACCACCACACCUUCGCCGCCCUGCCUCCGCGGGCCUCCAUAAGCGGCCUUCCAUCGCCGGCGCCCAGCAUUUCCGGCAUGCUCUCCACUUGCUCCUCCCCGCCCCUGCACCCCUCGGCGGCACCUCCCUUACCCUCUCCUCUGCCCGGCGCUGCUCGCUCGCCCUCACCCGCACCCGGUCACCCGCACGCCCAACAGCACGACACGGCAGGCCACUACCAUUACAGGAGCUCAGAGAUGGGAGGAGCGAUGACCGCAGCAGCAGCAGCCGGGGCGGCAGCAGGUCGUGUUCCCAUGCGAACAUCCAUGUCAGGUAUCAACACGACCACCGCCACGACGGUUAAUGGUGCGACAGCCUCAGGUGGGAUGACAUCCGCGGCGCACUCCAGGAGCGGCGGCACCAUUUCCGGUGGAGCAGGAGUCGGCGUGCACGCGACUUCCAUAUCUGGCUUGGCGGCGGACGUAGCAGGCGGUGCUGCGGGUGGUGCUGCGGGUGCAGCGUUUGAUCCGGAGGCCGAGGAGCAGCUGCGAGGCGUGUUUCCGGCUACUGCCGUGGCGUCGGGUCCGGUGCGGCUGCUGGCACUGCCGCGGCAUGUGCUGUUGGCGGUGCCGCGGUUGCAGCCUCUGCUGGCGGAGCUGGCUCGGGAGCAGCUGGCGAUGGUGGAGCGGCGGCGGAGGGACGCGCAGGAAAUGCGAGACAAGCUGCCGGCACUCUGCUCCGCGGAGGGUCUGGCGGCGCAGCAGCAGCAGCCAGCAGCCCCCCCCAGGGACCCCUUCUCCAACCGGCGGCGGCGGUUAUCGGAGCGGCGAGCCGCCGUGGAGAGCUUUAACGCGCCGCCUGCUGUGAUCCAGCCGCCUGAGGUGGUGUUGCCUGAAGAGGCACUGGCGCGACCCUCGCUGCUACUGGAGCGCAUGGGCUUCAAGGUCCCCAAGGUCCGUGGCGUGGAUGGAGGCGGCGGUGUUGCUGCUGCCGCCGCCGCCGCCGGCAUAGGCCCGCCACCCACCGUCGGUGCCGCCCGCCGCCGUGUUUCCGUACUAGAGCCCACCCCCACCGCAACCGACGGCGCCCCUCGCUCCUUCAUGAACCGCCUGAACAGCCUCGCCGGCGAGCCAACCACGUCCACCACCUCCAAUCCCUCGCUGUCCCUCCCGGUCCCGGGCGCCUGUCCUGCCCUUGCUCCGCUGACGUCGCCUCCGCCACCGCUGCAAGUCCCCGCUGGCACCAGCCUGCUGCCUUCCCUCCUCAACGCCCCAACACCGUUUGCUGCUGCUACUGUUGCUGCCACUGCUUCCAACCUGCCUUCAGAGGCCUGCCUGAUGCAAGCUAACGGCAGUAGCAGCAGCCCGGGAGACGUUUGGCCCUCAACUCAGCUCCCCCGGCUGUCCCGCUCCAGUGUAGCCAGUACCACAGGUGAUGCGAUGCUGCAGCAGCAACGCAUUCCCGCCGCCGGCGGCGGAGCGGCAGCGGUGGCGGCGCCUCAACCCAGCAUCAGCGGCCCCUCGCCGCUGCGGAGGAGCUCCACCUUAUGGAACAGCGCCGACGGGCCCCUUGGAGGCGGCGGCGGCGGCGGCGGCUUUGGAAGCCUGGCGGCGCUAAGCGCCCCUAGCUUCAGUCUGGGCAUUGGACCCGGACCCGCUGCUCUGAGCUCUCAGACCCCUGCCUGCGGGGCGUCAAGCCUUGCCUCCGGUCCCAGUGGCGUCGCGCCUGCUGCACCUCAGCUAGCGCGCUACUCUUCAGGAGAGUACGGCACUAGCGGCGGCGGCGGCGUGGGUGUUACAGUUGGUGGAGGAGGGGCAAGUGGUGGGGUGCUGGGGUCGCCGAAAAGUCGUCGCAGCAGCUUAUACAUGCCGCAGCCGUCGGCUAUGGUGGCCCAGUUAGCGUUGGGCGCACCAUUUGGCUUCCCACAGCAAACGCAGCCGCAACUGCAUUUCCAACCGCAGCCACCCCAGCAGCAGCUGGUACAAGGUGCUUUGUCGUCAAUUUCCAGCUGCGGCGGCGUCAGCGUCAGCGGUGGCGGGGGAGCUCCUGCGGCGCCUAGGGUUAGCGGCAACGGCAUGACGAGUACUUCAGCUGCCGUACUUUUGCCCUCCGCCAGCCGCCGGGGCUCGACAUCAAUCACCUUUGCGCGCCUGUCAAACCUCAGUGGCGGCGGCAGUAACGGUGGCGGCGACGGCAGCAGUUGCGGCGGUGCAUCUCCGCUGCUUGGAACCUCGCCCGCCAGCUCGUCUCUGCUUGCGGCGGCGGCCGUACCGGAGCCCAGUGGAGACUCCAUCGGUGGCGUCAGCACCGGCAGCGGCGGCGGUAGUGGCGGCGGUGGCGGUGGCGGAAUGCUGGCGGCACUGAAUGCCGCAGCCAAGGCUCGUCGCGCCUCCUUACGUGCGUCCAUAGAGGAUGUACGGUUACCGGCGCUACCAGCGCAGACGCAGCGGGCAAACAAAGCACCGCAGGACGAGAGCUCACGGCUUCUGGCGGCGGCGCUGUCGUUUGGCCCUCGUACGGCAGCAGCGGCGGCAGCGCCAAUGGCUGCUGACGUCACCGCUAACGCCGCCGCCGCCACCGCGGAUUCCUGGCUGGCUGAGAACGGUUUGCCGCCUUCGGAUGCCGUACAAAGAGGCCCCCGACCGCCUCCUCAACCGCUUCAGCCCCUAUCACCGCAACCUCCGCCACCACCUCCGCCGCCCGCGCUGCAGGCGUCGCCGACGACCUUACAGCAUCAGCACUCGCAGCACCACCUGCGGCGGCAGCUUUCGCAGCCCCUGGUCCAACAGUUGCUGCUACAGCAACAGCUACAGCCUCUGCAGCCGCCGCCACAGCAGCAGGAAAUGCCGCCUGCUCCGAGUGGACAGCUGGCGCUCGCCGCGCUGCGGAGGGGUCCAACGGAGGGGCUGAGUGUGCGCUGAGGAGGGCUUGGGCUGGGCCGAUGACGCUGGGGCACUUGACGGCUCCCCGGCACCAACAUACGGUACGUUCCUACUCGCGGCCAGCUUUUUAAACACACGGCAGCAACGGAGCCAAAUGGUGAACGUGAAUAGGGGUGAAGUGGCGAACUACUGAUGUGAAGUUUGAAUAGGAUGGCGGAGGGGCCAGAGAUCGUGAUGAGGAAGCACGGGCUCCAUGCAGCAAGCAACACCGGCAGCACUUGUGCAUGUGUGCACGUGCACGUGAUUGGUUGUGGGGAUGCAUGGCUGCAGGCAACAGAAGCGCACACAGGCACCUGUUCCUGCUGUUACCGGACGGAUUUUUGCAUUUGUGUAAAUCGUCACACGUUUUCAUGGUGACAGACAGCGUGCUUGUUCGUAUUUUUUGUUCGAAUUUGGGGGAACGGUGCAGAUAACUGAUGCAAAAGGUAUGGGCACGUGUCUGAACUUCUUGCACAAGGUCUUGGGGAGCUGCAAAGCUCACUGCAUGGGUAUCCAAAAGUUUUCAAUAACUUGAAAGGUCAGCGGCGGAGCGUUCACGUGAUGCACAGACGACGUUGCCUGCAUGUGUUGGGAGCUCGUGGCUGUGCACGCUGUGUGCUAAUAAUGUUGUUAGCUGCCGCGGGCAGGUUGGCGCUGGAGUAUGCAUGUGCGCAUACGGUGCGCUACAAUUGAACAGUAGCUGCAGGUUUGGAUGGAAGGAGGUGAACUCUUGACAAACCGGACUCCAUACACUCCCUUUGGGAUUGCGUGUGAUCUUGUAGGGGUUUGGAGGUGCCCUCACAUGUGUAGGCCUCAUGAAAUCAGGGGGGCGUUUAGGUGCCACGGCAUUGUAUGUGCUGUCGUACCGUGUUUCCCCAACCGCUGAGACAUGCGUGGGUUACUUGCUUGGGCGAAAAUAGAACAACCCGCUGGAGGGCUGAAAAGCCUCGUGCUGCUUUUCGGCUUAAUCGACUUGCUUGCAUGCGCGCUGAGAGCAGGUGUCUACGACGUGCUAAGCUGCAGUGCGCCGAGUCCUUCGCCUGUCAGUCCUUUUUUUGUCGUGAAAACAUUGCUCUGGUAGGGUCUUGGCGCAUACAGUCCUACGUGAGUGCAUGUUUGUGUGCGGGCAUGCGCAUGCGCUGGCUUUGAAGUCGCAGUGGAUAUAUCGAUAUGGUCCCUUUACCCUUUGCUAUCUGUACGGCGGGUCAUGUGUUUAGGUCGGCCGUAAGCUGACUCUUGUUGCCGUUCUGCCAAUAAAUCGCGCGCACGUGUGCAAGCGGACGUGCCUUCAAGGUCAAGCUCCUGACUCGGGCUGUAUGUGUGGUGCUUUGCGGUUGAGGUGAAUCCCUUUGUCAACAGGAACACCCCACCCAGAUGUCGGGGUUCGAUUUUUCCUCUUGCCCGGAUUCCCGCUGUCUUUUGCUGUGAUGCAGAAGCUGUGGUGCAGAUGGAUUGUGCGCCUUGAUCCUCUGCCCUGAUUACUUUUCACGCCUUUAGUAUCUUUCUUGGUGACUGCUGCGGCUUGCUCAACAGGCCUGUCGUACGACGUGGGUAGUCUUGACGUGUGUCGUGCACUUGCUCGGAAACAGACAUACAGAUGCACGCUGACGCUGCACGGCACGCAUGAGCAAAAGCAUGCGUGUUUUGAGGCGUGCGUACGUUCCCUAGCGCUGUCGUACCUGAACCUUCGUGUGCGUGGAACCGCUGCUGGGGCCUCGGAUUAAUAUUACUCCCUGCAGCAGGGCCGCCGACACUAUCCUUAACUCUUCCCUUUGUGUUGCUCGGGCGGCGAAGCUCGUUUAGGUCAGCUGGUUCAAACGUCUUGUCCAUGUAGCUUGACGAGUGCCUGUGACAUCGCUGACAUGCCCUUGCCGUGCAUUGGGGCUUGCGUGCAUGGGUCCGUCUAGAUGAUAAACUGCUGCGUGCUGGCACACGUAAACGAGGUUUAUGCUUGCUGCUGCUGCUGCUGGCCUACUUACUGGCUGUGAAGCUUUAUGGAUAGCUCGAGCGUCCAGUGGGGCCAUCAUAAUAGGUUGGUGGUCAAGCUUGCUCACAUGCAAGAGACACUUGUGGAUCCGUUCCAAGUCGCCUGCGUCUCUGCUACAGCAGCCGCUGCGCACAAUCAAUCCACUCGCGUUGGGGCUCGACUUCGUUCUGCCGUUAUACUAUUGGUUCGACCUUGGCGCUUAUUCGUACACUGUAACGGGCAUGCAGGAG